AUGGCAUCUGAGUCAAAUUUGUCUAAAGUUGAAGGAAGCACGACCAACCUGGGAGAUGAUACAUUGUUACCACGAAAUAUCCCUCGAGAUCCUACAGCUUCGACCAAGCUAAGGAAGAAACCAUCCAAACCAAAGUCGACCCUGGCAUCAUCUUAUGACUCUUCUCAAUCAACAGCAGCAUCCAAUUCCACUAACACCAGAUCUCAGCAAGAGAAACAAAAGAGGCGAAAGCACAAGAAUUCGAAAUUAGGUUGUCCCAAUUGUAAACAACGACGCGUUAAAUGCUCAGAAGACCUACCGUCGUGUGCAAAUUGUAUAAAACACAAGGUUGAAUGUGGCUAUUUAAGCUACACCAAGGAGGAGAUUGAAGAACUAAAACAAGCCAAACUUGAACGUCUACAAGCAGCAAGUGAACAAAAGGGCGACUCAAAGUCAGAGUCAGAAGAAGUGGAGGAACAAUUGGAGUUCAAUUCAAACAAGAGAGCCUCUUUAGAUGACGGAAAUGGAGAGUCGAGAAAGAGGCUAGCUCCAAACAACUCAAAAAAAUCACUACAGCCCCACAAUAAGCAGAAACUGGUAAAGCUACUGCAUCGAUUAUCCCAGAAUUAUCAUCACCAACGACCCGAUAGCCACUCAAUGUCAAACAGUGCGUCCCAAGCAACAGGUUUAGACACUAAUAUUAUGACGCAUGUGCAAAUACAAGACACUACUCCAAACUUCAACACAAACGGACAAACUGUUAUUCAAAAUUUUGACAACUUGUUAGGACAUGAAUUGGGUGGUCCGGAAAAUUCAAUAAUCUUCCCCGUUUAUCGCAUGAGUGAAAACCAAACCCCUGAAGUCGGUAAUAUUCAAAAUUGUUAUCCUGAUACGGGCCCAUUACCAAGUACGCCAGCAUCAAUGCAACUAUCGAAUGCCUUGCCGGGAGCAAUUCACAAACCUACACUGUUUACAAUCAGUCGAGAUAGAAACCGCAUCAAUUAUGUGAAAGAAAAUGAUGACUUGUUUGCAAAGACAAAUCUGGGAAUUAUUCAAGGUCAGAUGACACUUGAGCCAAUUAGACAUGUCUAUUGGACAUGGUUAAAAUCAUUUGUUGAUCUAGGCACAACUCAUCCAUUGAGAUUUUACUGCUUACUCAACAUCUGUGCCAAUUACUUGAUAUCGGUUUGUUUCGAUGGGUCAUAUGGAUUGUACAGUUUCGGAGGUAGGACAUCUACACCGGUUGAACGACAAAAGGAGUUGGCCCAUAUGCGUCAAACGUGUCUUGUCAAGACAAUACAAUACUAUGAUGAGGUAAUCAAACGAUUAAGAACAAUGUUGGCUGAAAAUAGUCCUGAUCCUGAUGCUGCGUGCACAGUUUCUUACAUGUUGAGUUUGACCUCGAUUUAUGAUCCAGAACGAUCAUUGCAUUCGACAAUUUGUUACCGAGAAGGUCUAUUUGACAUGCUCGAGUACUACAAUAGUAAAAGCCGUCCAGCAGAUACACCAGUUAUUGUGCAAAUUGAAUUAAAGUUAAUGACAAAUAUUAUGAUGACAGGGAAUUUGCCAGCUUACAAUCCCAUGUUCUUAAUUGAAGCUCGUCAAAUGUUGCAUUCAUUUGGUGAUAUUCUAUUCCCAUUGUGUGAAGUUGCAACAGCGUCGGUUGAUUCUGAUCAUCCUCGUAUCCGCACUAGUCAAUUUCUUCAAUUGAAAUACCACCAACUUUUACAUUUUAUCAAUGAAGCCAUCGAUGUCUAUAUACCACAAAUCAAUGACAAGAUAACUAACUUGGAAGUGCAACAGGACUUGUUGUACCAAAUGUUGACUAAAUGGGUUGUUAUUUUCUCUAGUCAAUUAACAUUCCCCACAUCUAGUCAAGGUCCACUUGAGAAAAUCAUGUAUUUGUUUUACAAGUUUGUCAAAAAGGCCCUAUUCACCAUCUUACCCCAUGUCAAGUUUUUUUUCUUGCGCAAUUUUGAUGGACCCAUCUUGUUGGAUGUAUAUGCAAGUGAUGAUUACGCCAUUUAUCAACAAUUGUCACAUCCACCAAAUUUGAAGGUCGAUUCAUCCAUUUACGAACCACAUGUCGAGCAACUAAAAUACAUUGCUGCGUUUUUAAUUCGUGGAUCAACCUAUAUUCGCAAACGACUUGCCAUUUUGUACCCCAUCUUGAUGCGAUUCAUUGCGAUGCAUGAUUUUCAAGGUAGUGAUAUUAACAAAUGGCGGAAAACAAUUCAGGAUAUUACUGCUUUGAGAGCGCAUUUUCUGGAAAAGAUGCAAGUGUUUGAAGUAAAUUUGAACUCAUUUACCAAUGGGUAUAUAAAAAAAUCCAAUUAUCCGUUACCGGGAGAAAAUGGUGAAUUUGAGGAUGCCAAUCUUGGUGAUGAUUACUUAUCGGUUGACUUUACAACGUUGCAGCCUCUGGGUCUUUUGGCUGGUGAUUAUGAUCCUACUUCGGGGUAA
Molecule: messenger RNA, 2442 nt
Organism: Lodderomyces parapsilosis
Lineage: Eukaryota; Fungi; Ascomycota; Pichiomycetes; Serinales; Debaryomycetaceae
Gene: ECM22
Product: Ecm22p
Exons: 1
Coding region: 1-2442 (813 amino acids)
Biological process (GO): regulation of transcription by RNA polymerase II
Molecular function (GO): zinc ion binding; DNA-binding transcription factor activity, RNA polymerase II-specific
Source: RefSeq, a predicted model, not a curated record